Messenger RNA from Scheffersomyces stipitis CBS 6054, 3552 nucleotides. It is a transcript of the gene YPK2, whose product is annotated as serine/threonine protein kinase. The transcript has 3 exons. Lineage: Eukaryota; Fungi; Ascomycota; Pichiomycetes; Serinales; Debaryomycetaceae. Gene Ontology annotation, molecular function: protein serine/threonine kinase activity; ATP binding. Gene Ontology annotation, biological process: protein phosphorylation. Bases 538 to 2649 code for a protein of 703 amino acids. The record is from RefSeq and is a predicted model, not a curated record.
UCAUGGCCAGAAUUAAUUUUCACAGUCGGCUCGAUCCAAUCUGUUCCACCGCGUGAGCCAUUGUCGCUAAUUAUUCGAGAAUUUAAGAAGAUCCUUCCACGGCGAUGAACUAAUAAUGAAGUAGGGUUAUCACCGAGCAUAGCCUGAUCAAAACUCGCAUUUCUUCCCCACCAUAUCGCUGUCCAUAACCAAGUCCAUCUCAGUUGACGGCCAUAAACAUUUGCACCAUCACGUCCAUCACCAAAAUCACGUUCACUUCAUCUUCGUAUAUAUUUGUAGAAUUCAUUCCAGUCCAUUGUGAUUAUUUUCACUUUCUUGAGUCUCACUGAUUUCAUCUCGCGCAUUAGCCCGCAUUCAUCUCAUCCUCGCUAUUGUUCUCGCUAUACUGCACCAACCAGUCGCACUAUAUUCUGCUUAGCUGAGGCUCCACCAGUGCACUAUCGCUUUCUCCUUUUUUCCUAUUAUCAGCUUUGUUUGCACCAAACCAACUUCUUCUGUUUGGUUUCCGUCCACAUCUCAUAGCUCAGUCUCGUAGCGAUGUUGCGGUUCAAAAACAAAUUCAAGUUCGGCUCCUCGACCCCAGUAACGCCUAACGGCUCGGAUAAGGAAGGAGUGUCGCCCGAAGUAUCACUCCAUUCCGACGGUUCUCCACGAAACUCAGUCGAUUCUCGCCGCACCAUCUCCGUCAACAACUUGGCUGACAAUGUGCUGAAGCUCUCGGUCAAUGGCACCCUGGACCUGCUGAAUUCUACAAGAAAACAAGAUCCUCCACAUGAUGACCUCCAUCUAGCUCCAGCAUCCAUCAACACCCAGCCUUCUUCGACUUCCUUGUCGACGCAAAGCACAUCUGCCGCUGCUUCGUCAAACCCUGGGCUUUUGACAGUCAAAAUCUAUAACUCCAACAACAUCGCAUUGCCCAUCAAAAUCAACAACAACAAACAGAUCUUGCACGCGUUGGCCGUUAACUCCAACAACGAAGCUAUCAGCCAACAGCUCCUCAAGAACUUGAACGCUUUGGAAAACUCACCUGCAACAAGCGAUACGUCUCCUAGACUUAACGGCAAUAGCAGCACUGGUUCUCAUGAAUAUUUACAAGGAGCUAUCGCUACCAAUUUCUUGCCCUCCAUCAUUACUAUUCCCAAUGCUGAGAAUUUGGUGAAGUCGUUGCUCUACUUAACAAUAGAGUUCGACAACAACGUCUUGGUCAUUGAACCUCAAAAGGGUACUGUAAAUCAGUCUACUUGGAACCAGGUAGUUUCUUUCGACGUGACGAAAAAGUCUUCGAAUUCCAAUUUCAACAAUGGACCCACUUCCCCCAACUCUCAUUCUCAUUCCAACGGAACGUCUUCGACGGGAUCUAACUUUCUCAACUUGAACUUGUUCAUCAGAUUGCCCAACAUGCUUAUUCCGGAUUCGGAAAAGACGUCGAAGAAACAUUUGUUCACCAACACAAGCUCUUCGGAUAGUCCUGCCAAUAUUGGCGAUUUGCUUAUCGGUACCAUCAAGUUACCAUUGAACUUGAAAUACCAUACCAAAUCCAUCCGCUUGAUGAAUCACGAGUAUUUGAAGUUCACCAAAUUCAACACUGAGCUCAACGAGGCUAUAGCCAAGGAAAUGGGCGAGAUCAUGUUAACCAUAGAGUUCAAGCCCAUCACUAAGAAACAUCUUUCCAUUGAGGAGUUUGAUCUUUUGAAAGUCAUUGGUAAAGGAUCUUUUGGAAAAGUUAUGCAAGUUGUCAAGAAAGACACUAAACAAAUCUAUGCAUUAAAGACUAUACGUAAACAGCAUAUAGUGUCGAGAAUGGAGGUGACGCAUACUUUGGCCGAGAGAACAGUUUUAGCCAGAAUCAACAACCCUUUCAUUGUUCCUUUGAAGUUCUCGUUCCAGAGUCCAGAAAAGUUGUAUUUGGUAUUAUCGUUCAUUAACGGAGGUGAAUUGUUCUGGCAUUUGCAGAGAGAAGGCAAGUUCUCUAUGGAUAGAUCCAGGUUCUACAUUGCUGAAUUGUUAACAGCAUUGGAAAGCUUACAUGAACUAAAUGUCAUUUACAGAGACUUGAAGCCAGAAAACAUCUUGUUAGAUUACCAAGGUCAUAUAGCCUUAUGCGAUUUUGGCUUGUGUAAGUUGAACAUGAGCAACGACGACAAAACCAACACAUUCUGUGGAACUCCAGAGUAUUUGGCUCCAGAGUUGUUGUUGAACCAAGGUUAUACCAGAAGUGUUGAUUGGUGGACCUUGGGAACGUUAUUGUACGAAAUGUUGACUGGUUUACCACCAUUUUAUGAUGACGAUGUUCCUACUAUGUACAGAAAGAUAUUGCAAAAUCCAUUACGGUUCCCUUCGUUCUUGGAGGGAACCGAUGCCCAGGACUUGUUGGUUAAGUUGUUACAGAAGGAUCCAAACUUGAGAAUGAACGAUGCUCAUGAGAUCAAGAACCAUCCCUUCUUCAAGGACAUCGACUGGAACAAGUUGUUGAACAAGAGCUACUUGCCUCCUUUCAAGCCAAAUGUAGAGAACUUAUUGGAUACAUCCAACUUUGACCAGGACUUCACCAACGAACAGCCACAAGACUCUGUGGUUGAUGAUUUCUUGACGGAAAGUGUUCAGAAACAGUUUGGUGGAUGGACUUACAAUGGCGAGGGAGUGUUUUAAAAUAGAAUUGAUUCACAUUGUCAUUUUAGGUAGAAUUAACAAUAAAUUAGAAAUACGAUUAAUAUAGAGCUAUUAAGGUAGAGAUUAGUGAAAAAUGGCUAUUAGACUGUUAGAAUAGCCAUAUAUGAAAAAAGUACCAGCAGACAUUUCUUGUAUUGCCUGGUUUCACUUGUUGGACUUGACGGAAAUUCUAUUCGGUUUCUUAUCUAUUAGCUGCGUCGUUGUAAGUUGCACCGCUUCGUCCUGGGAACCUCUUACCACCAGUCUUACUAUUGGGAUUCGUCUUGCCUGGUUCCAAAGGCGCACCAUGCUUGAAAUUCUCUCUUCCCUGAGGAUAGUUACCCUGGCUGAUUCUUUCUUCAUCUCUCUUUAAGUACUGCUGGUACGCUGGAUUGAGAUGCUCAGGAUUGGCACGUGUGAUGUCUACAAUUGAAGGUUUUACAUAGUACGUGUUUGGAGGUGGCCCUGAGCUUCCAAAGCCUUGUUGUGGUGGGUAGUUCUGUGGAACAGCGCUGUAUCCUCCGUUACCAUAGCCUUGUUGCAGCCAGGAUUCACUACUAUAGCCCUGCGAAUAGUCCUGCUUGGAAUCAGGCAGAAAGCUACCUUGCUGCUGGUAGUUCUGAUUAUUGUACUGUUGAUAUCCCUGCUGAUUAUAGUCUUGAUUAUAGCCCUGUUGAGUAUGCACCUGUGGGCUCUGGUUAUUUUGCUGAGGGAGUGGCUCAGGAGGACGUUGAAACUCGUUCUCACUGUAGGGGGGAGGAGCCGCAUCGUGGUAAUUAUUGUGCGAGUUAGCGGCAGCAGAACCAGAGUCCCUAGAAGCUUCAGUUGCUUCAGCCUGCUUCUGUUUUUCUGACAUUGAUGAAGUUAUGGAAUUGAAGGACUAUACUAUAGAGGCCAGAUAUU